AUCAGUCUGUCCGUCAAAUCCGUCCUUUAUGAGCAGUAAAGCUGUCCGUAGCUUCAGAACGAAGGCUGUUUUCAGGAGAAUCAGAGUUUGUUCAUUUUUUAUUUAAACCUGAACUCGGGAGGGAAGCGUUUGUUUGUUGGAUUUGCCAGAAUGACGUCGGUCAGAGUUUCUCCUGUCCUGCUGUGUCUUCUCGUCUCUUACUCCGCCAUGCUCUCAACACAAAGCACCCCCCCCGAAGCCAGCCACUUUGCUGGGCCGGUCCAUUGUCCCGAAAAGAACUUGACCCGUGAAUCAUGUGGCCUGGUGUUUUGUCCCCCGUGGCAGUACUGUGUAAACGGAGAGUGCUCGUGUAAACCACCUUACCUGUGUCCCACAGAAGGUUUAUCCCCCGUCUGUUCCCAUGACAACAAGCAGCUCCGCUCCUACUGCCAGGCGAUGGCUGUUUCCUGUCGGACCCAGAAGCCGUUCAUGUCUCAUUUUGGGGGAACCUGCACAGCUGAUCAACCAAAGUUCAGAGGUUCAAUAGAGGACGGCACCGGAGUGAUCAGGCUCUUUGUUCCCAGCACCGGAGGAGGUGGCGAGGAGGUUCUGGUCUGUCAGGAGCUGUGGGACACGGCUGCCGCUAACGUGGCCUGCAAGGCCGGCGGAAACCCACUCGGUGCCGCGUCUGCCGGUACCGUGUCGUAUAUUUCUCUGAAGAGCUACCAUGACGACCAGCAGUUGCCCGAAAAAUGUGUGAGUGUCCGUUGCCAAGGGUACGAGAGCUCCCUGGCGGAGUGCGUGCUCUACGACAAGACCGCCAUCGACAAGCAGGAGAUCGCCACUGCGACCUGCGUACAGCCAUCAGAAGAGGAGUGUGAGUUCAGGUGUGUGAACGGGAAGUGUGUUUCCCUCAGUCAGACGUGUGAUGGAGUCGACGACUGUGGCGACCGCAGUGACGAAAUGUGCUGCAAGAAGUGCAGGAACGAAGCUUUCCGCUGCAGCACAGGUGUGUGUUUGCCUAAAGAGGCGGUCGGCGACGGACAGAUCGACUGUCUGGACGGCGAAGAUGAAUCAAAGAAACACACAAAUCUGCAGGCUUCACUCCCUCUUCCCUCAAACACAGAGUACAUCUCUCCUCGAAAUGAAACGAAGGUCAGCAGAAUUCACAUGGAGUCCAGGUUGAGCUGCGGGAUUCCCAAAACAAGCAGCGUCGAUGUCGAGGAUGAAGAGCGGGGAGGAGGACUAGUACGAGUUAAGAGAGUGUUGGGAGGACAGAUAGCACAACGGACUCAGAUCCAGUGGCAGGUCGCUAUCGAGCUGGACAGAAGGCAUCACUGUGGAGGAGCUUAUAUCGGAGGCUGCUGGGUAAUCACUGCUGCUCACUGCAUCGGGCAAAACCCGUCUCUCUCCAUCCCCAAAGACGCUGUUUCUGGUCAAGACAGCAGCACCAACCGAAGGCCAAACCUCGCUACAAUGAUUGUGAAGUUUUCUCUGUGGAAGAGGACCAGAGCUGAGCUCUCGACAGAUCUCGUUCCUGUUAAGGACGUCCACGUCCACUCGCUGUACAACCCCAACACCCGUGAGAACGACAUCGCCCUCGUGCAGCUCCAGAAACUUCCUUUCAGUGACAAAUGUUUGGAGGACAACCCUGCAGUCAGUCCCGUCUGCGUCCCCUGGACCACCAGGCUCUUCCAUCCCAACCACACCUGCACCAUCUCUGGAUGGGGCCAAGAUGGAGCUGGACGACUGUCUCUGUACCUGCAGUUUGCCAGCGUGUCCCUCAUUGACGACUGUCAGAGAUUUUACAACGACAGCUUCAAACCCGGCAUGAUCUGCGCAGGGGAUCUGGACGGCAGUGUGGACGCCUGUGAGGGGGACGAUGGAGGUCCUCUGGUGUGUGAGGACGAACUGGGUGUUUCUUACCUGUGGGGCGUGGUCAGCUGGGGGAGGGGCUGUGGCCGGCAAAACUCUCCAGGAGUUUAUACACAGGUGGCUCAUUACUUUGAGUGGAUCAGAUCUCGUACAGGGUGGCCUGUUGUGACAAAGUUUAACUCCCAAUAACACUCACAUAAACACAAACGUCACAUAAGGAUUACAUUUUUAUAUUUCACAUUGACUACAACUGUGUACGACGGGAAAUUCUACAUUUUAUUUUUUGUACGAUUUGUACAUUGUUACUGUAGAACAAGGGUUUUCGAUAUUUUAAACAAAUAUACUGAUUUACCUAUCCUAAUUAUAUGAACGUGCAUUUUCAGACUUAUUACAAAUAAGAUUUCUGUGGAUCUCCUCGGGGUCGUGGACUCCUAACAAGCCAUGUCAGAAAAGGCAGAAAAAAUAAAAAAGUAAAAGUAUAAUAAAAAGUCA
Molecule: messenger RNA, 2346 nt
Organism: Plectropomus leopardus (leopard coralgrouper)
Lineage: Eukaryota; Metazoa; Chordata; Actinopteri; Perciformes; Serranidae
Product: complement factor I-like
Biological process (GO): proteolysis
Cellular component (GO): membrane
Molecular function (GO): serine-type endopeptidase activity; protein binding
Source: RefSeq, a predicted model, not a curated record